CCAUACACCCUUUACUGUAUACUAGGCCUGAUGACGAGCACACUGUCACACUUUUGGCAGUUAGCCUCUUCAUCAAAGGAAGAUAGACUUGCAUCAGCACAUGCAUUGGUAAAAGGAUUGGCACCGGAGAAUAACAAUCGCGGCUCAAUUCAAAAGGGAAAGCAACCUCUUUUCGAAGAUGGCUUAGGCAAAAGAGAGGAAGAUGUACCAGAGAAUGUCACUGAUGCUCAACUGGGACAAGCAGAAUCUGCACUUGAGUCUACCGGAAAUCCUGACUUGGUAUAUGCUAUCAAAAGACUGACCAAAGGCUUAGCAAGUCACCGCGAAAGUGCUCGAUUGGGAUUCUCAGUUGCACUAUGCGAACUAUUUCAACGUACAAGAUCAAUAAGCACCCAACAUGCAAUCGAUCUUAUAUUGGCAUACUCUAAACCAGCACAAAAGAUUAAAGGGCAGGAAGAAAGAGACAUGCUCUUUGCACGAUUGUUUGGUUUGCACGCUUUAGUACGCUCUGAAGUGCUUUGCGAUUCUAGUGUUACGAAUCAGGAAGACUUUCAACGUAUAAUAAGAAUCUUGCAUAAUAUCAGCAGCGGAAAGCAUUGGCUACGUGAGAGUGGAACAUCGGUGAUCGUACAAGCUAUUGAGCAGCUAUCAAAAACCAACAAUCCUCCCAGCUGGAAAUCAAACGCAUUGAAAUGGCUGGUCGAGAUUGUAUGCAAUGAUGAUCGUGUGACUGCAGAUAGUGUUGCUCUCUUCAUGACAUUGAAACAGAAUUCACCCGAGAGCUUUGCAAGUGCUCAAAGAUUGCCACGCUUUGCUAAUCAAGAGCUAUUGUCUUCUGCUAAUGUACCGAUACUAGCAAGGAUAUUGCGAGAUGCUCGUGGGGAGGACGCGAAUGAUGAAGAAGCAACACCAUCCUAUGCCUCGGGCAGUACGCAAGCACACUUUGUAUGGGAUAUGAUAUUCAGUCAGUAUGCUGACACUGCAUCAGCCGGCGGUCAAAAAGCGCCGUUUGAUGUGAUGUAUCGUAUUCUGGUCGAUGAUAACCUGUUCGCCGUAACCUCUUCGCACCAAAAGAAAGCGUGGGGCUUCCAAUUGAUACAAAGAGCUGCUCGUAUUGUUGAUCAAUCUUACGUUUCCGACAUUUUCAUGCCUAAUUUGAUGCGAACGCUGCUCAACCAACUCAGUGCAAAAGAUCCAAUCCUACAAAAAGCUGCUCAAAGAGCAUGUAUUGGCCUGCAACAAGCGGUGAAAGAACGGCCUUCGAUUGCGUAUGAUGUGGUGUUGCGACUUACAGAUCCAAGUGUCAAUUACCGGUUCGAUUCGGUCACCAAUACCAAGACAGUAGAAACAAUUCUGCGUUCCACCCCAAGCGAUGACGUCCGUAGAUACGCUGAUCGGCUGAUCUUAUCGGCAUGUCAUGAACAAUCUAAUGGAAAGCGAGCUUCCAUCCUCGAUUCUCUGUUGAUCCUAGUACGCAACGCGCAGAUCGACACAGAUGAUGCAUGCAUCGAGAACAUUUUGACAUUUUUUGCUGCUCAUGGAUUGUUCACGAUGAAGAAAGCAUUAGAGAAAGCACCAUCAAGUAGAGCCAGCCUGACGAUUGCACCUGUUUCUGAAGGCUUCUCUUCGUCCGUCCAAAGCUCCUGCCGAUCACGAUUCUUAUCGUGUCUUUCUGAUUUACAUGCGGCCUCGGCGUCUGUUCAGCAGAAUAGGGAGGAUGUUGACUGGAUUUCGCGAGGUAACGAGAUUAUUAUUGCUUUGGACAAAGAUUCUCAACAUUUCACCCGUCUACCCAAGACUCAACACGAAAUCUUGGGCAAAGUAGAGAAGACUCUCAAGAGCUUACGAUCUGGCAGCGAAAAGGCAGAAGGCAGCAAGAAAGAUCGCUACCAAUCCUAUUCAACUUUACUAUUGGCUUCUAGUAUUUACGCACAAGCCGCACUACAGCAAGAGGAAGAGGUGAAUGAACUUAUUGAGCCGAUGCUCGAAUGCGCGAAUCAGCUAUUGACAAACAAGAAAGCGGUAUCAAGUAAGAGCGAUGCAGAUAGUCCUGGACCAAUGGAAUUGUUUAUAGAUUGUCUGUCAAAUGCUUUGCAGCAACCAACAGCAUUCUUGCGAAGUAUUGCAACUCAAGCUUUCGACGCAUUCGCAGAGGAUAUGACUCAAUCAUCCGUGCGACUUCUGAUCGAGCAACUUGGGUUCAAUCAAGGUAACAAUGGCGAAGAGGGCGUAGAAGAAGAUAAGAAUGAAGGCGAAGAAGAGGAUGAUGUCAUGUCGGAUUCUGUUUCCGAUACUUCCGCCACGAGCACUUCAUCAGAGGUUGACGAUGAAGAUGUAGAUGCAGAGUUUGCCAAGAAGAUCAGAGAGGCAUUACAGUCGGGCGGAAUUGCUGAUAAGGAAGAAAGGAGCGAAGGGGAAGAUGCAGAGGACGACGAUGACGAUGAGAGUGAUUCAUCGUCUGUCUCUAUGGAAGACUUUGAUGAUGAACAAAUGAUUCUGAUGGACGACAAAUUGGCAGAUAUUUUCCGUCAAAAGUAUGCAACACGCAAACAAGAAGAUGAAGCAAGAAAAGAAGAGGCAACCUUUCACGUUCGUAUUAUCGACCUUUUGGAUCACUUUGCCUUACGUCAGGGUGACAAUGCAUUAUGUGUCGAAAUGGUAUUGCCUUUGUUCACGAUUGCAUUUGAGAAAGACAAAGCUCUUGGUCAAUUGAGACAAAAAGCAACCACUGUACUCCGCAAGACUUUAUUGAAAGGGGGUAGUAGUGGUAGUGGAAAUAAGCUGAACGUUGUAGGAACGUCUUCGAUGCAAAGCGCUCUUGAUUCUUUGGAUGCAGUUCACAAGAUGGCAGCCACUAAUUUGACAUCUGAUCAAAUGAGUUUAGCCAAUGCUUGCAAUCUUUAUUUGACGAAGAGCUGCUCACCGCCAGAUCAAGACGUGCCCGAGAAAGUUCGUUCCAUUUAUGUGGCAACUUUGAAUGAUUUCCUCGAAAGAAAGAAUAACAACCUCAAGCCUUCUUUCUUGAUCGAUGCAUUUUCACGAUUCCCACAUUUGGCUUUCUCAUUACGAGAUGAAUUAUUGCAAGCCGCAAGUGGUGAACAGAGUUCGAGUCAAAAUGCCUUUAGACAAGUUCAGGUGAUGGAAAUGUUGCGUGUCUGCAUUGCAAAUCUCAUUGGUCAAUUGCAACAACAGCAAAACCUCAGUGAAGGAAUUACCGUGCAAGGUAUUCAAAAGCUAUUACAGAAUCUAGCAGAAUUGACUUUCCGUCGUGUCAAACACGAUCAACAUCGAAUCAAGGAAGUCUUGAAAAGUGCUUUGCCUUAUGUCCGUCUAACACGUAAACUUGUUGAGCAAGUCAAGCAAAAGACUGGAAAAGAAGCAGAGGCAGAAAUACAAGAAAUUUGGCCAAAAAGUGAAAUCCAAUCGGCUAUGGAAGCUCUCAACACGACAAAUAUUAUGCCAAAUUCGGCAAGUUUGCAAGGUUUAUUGAAACAAAUGUUAGCAUUGACAACGGUUGAUGAGAAGAAAGACGGAAAGAGGAAGAAGGGAGAAGAUGAUAGCACUCUCGAUCAAUCAAAGUCUAGUACCAAGGGAAAGAAGAAAGCCAAAAAAGUCGAUUGAUUGAUGAUAAAAAAGCACAUGUACAUUAAGCAUCUUGCGUUGAUAAUUUAAACAUAAUCUUUC
Messenger RNA from Meira miltonrushii, 3684 nucleotides. RefSeq lists its product as uncharacterized. Bases 31 to 3621 code for a protein of 1196 amino acids. Gene Ontology annotation, biological process: regulation of DNA-templated transcription. The record is from RefSeq and is a predicted model, not a curated record. NCBI's taxonomy places the organism in Eukaryota, Fungi, Basidiomycota, Exobasidiomycetes, Exobasidiales, Brachybasidiaceae. Gene Ontology annotation, molecular function: transcription factor binding; rDNA binding. The transcript has a single exon. Gene Ontology annotation, cellular component: nucleolus.